AUGUCGAACGUUAAAUACUUUACUUUCUUUCUAUUGCCGGGGUUCAUAGAUUGUUUUCUCAUGUUCAUUCUUUCCCACCGUCCCCCCGCCCGCCCCGGUCCCCGCCCGCUUCAACAACCUCGAAUCACUCGAAUCACUCGCUACAUUCAUUCAUUUCUUCCCACGAGUAAAAAGAAACCCGUUUCGAAUUUCGACAGGAAUAACGGAGUUUACCGUCCCGAAAUCUCGCUUUUCCAAGCUCUACAGCAUCAUCCUUCCAACGCACGCGCCCGCAGUGGCUGCACAGCAAUGUCCCCUAGCCCUAGAUACCCUUGGUAG
This is a messenger RNA of Blastomyces gilchristii SLH14081, 318 nucleotides long. RefSeq lists its product as uncharacterized. Lineage: Eukaryota; Fungi; Ascomycota; Eurotiomycetes; Onygenales; Ajellomycetaceae. The coding region runs from base 1 to 318 and encodes 105 amino acids. The transcript has a single exon. The record is from RefSeq and is a predicted model, not a curated record.